Messenger RNA from Arthroderma uncinatum, 1434 nucleotides. Its product is annotated as DNA replication regulator SLD2. The coding region runs from base 1 to 1434 and encodes 477 amino acids. NCBI's taxonomy places the organism in Eukaryota, Fungi, Ascomycota, Eurotiomycetes, Onygenales, Arthrodermataceae. The record is from RefSeq and is a predicted model, not a curated record. Gene Ontology annotation, cellular component: DNA replication preinitiation complex. Gene Ontology annotation, biological process: mitotic DNA replication preinitiation complex assembly; DNA replication; DNA replication initiation. Gene Ontology annotation, molecular function: DNA replication origin binding; single-stranded DNA binding. The transcript is spliced from 2 exons.
AUGGCUGCAGCAGGGACAGAUGCAGACGGACAGGCUACUGCGCUCCGGGCAGAGUUGAAGCAGUGGGAGAAAACAUUUACGCUGCACGCCUCGCGCAAGCCAGGUCGCGAGGAUAUAAAGAAUGAUCCAGUCAUCGCUGAAAAGUACAAAGAGUAUGCACGGCUACGAUCAGAGUGCUCUCGAAAACCGGGGAAAGGAACAGGAGCAGUCGCCCGCCCACACGAGCAGCAGCAUCAAACACCUAAGAAGCGAGCGAAGAGGAACUGCCCUUUUGAAGACGACGACGAUGAAGGAACGGCCAAAACGCCUACAAAGCUAUGCACGCCCAGCAGGAACGCAGUGAACCCUCUACACCCUUCCUGUAUCGACCCGUACGACUCUCCCUCCAACAUUCGCCGAUUAAACGGCCCGCGGGAAUCACCUCUUCCUCUCCAGGAGGUUAUUGGACCUACUCCGCAGCGUGACGGGAAGGCUCUAGGGCUAUUCGAUCUUGUGGGCUCGCCGAGCCAGAAAACGCCUAUAGCAAACAGACAUAUUGCCGCGGCAGGGAUAGCGCAGACACCCUCUCGCAAGGUAGCGGGCACACCGUCGACCGGAGGGAGUGCCACGGCCACAGCGCGAAGACUAAGAUAUGCAUCCACUCCGUUAUCUUCGGCGCGUAAAUUCUAUCUAUCGAGCUUUUUCGCAACGCCAACGGCGAAUCGAUGCCUGACAAUUGCAGAAGACGAGGGUGUCGACGAUGAUGCUCGUGGAGCCUUGGAGUCGGAAACGCCGUCUUUCCUACGACGCAAGAAUUUCCUUUCUCCCGCUGCGAAAGGCCGGGCUCGUUCACCGGGCGUCCAUAGCCCUGUGCCAGUGGCCGUACGCAUGCCGCAGAAGUUAUUCGGAAAGGGGAUAAGCUCGUUUGCGAAACGGUUGCAAGAUGGGCAGAAUGCGGAUCAAGAAGAGACGGUCGACGAUUCGGAAGACCGAGUUGAAGAGACGCAGAUAUUUUCAGAUCCCGAAGUCGAUGGCGAGGAGGGAGAUGCCGCUGCCGAUGCUAACAAAUCUCCCUCGAAGACCUACAAGACUUAUAAGAAGAAAGGCCAGAAACGAACCACCAAAUUAUCCCGGCUUAGGCCCUCUCGUAACAAACCAGUGGCCCAGCCUCGAUGGGAGUCGUUGGUUGAGGAAAGCGAUGACGAACUCCCAGCCUCUAGAACGUCGGUUCCUCCUGACGGUAAUGAUUCUAGUGACGACCCUGAAGGAGAUGGCACGUAUAUGCCCAAGAAGAGCCGUGCAAAACCAGUCAAACCUGGUUUAACGACAGGAGCUGAGAAUAAACCCGAGAAGAAGCUGAGAAAAAUCAAAGCAGAGGCUCACGCCAACUACCGCUCCUUGAAGAUACGGAGUCGAGGCGGCCAGAAGGGCGGAGGCCGAUUCGGGAGACGAUGA